CAUUUUUUUUCUCUCUCUUUGUAGACAGACAGCGAACGCCACCCCAGAGCCGCACACAGCCAUGAGUAUUGAGAUCCCGGUGGGGUUGACGGAGCUGCUGCAGGGCUACACUGUGGAGGUGCUGCGACAACGGCCGUCGGACCUGGUGGAUUUUGCAGUACAGUACUUCACCCGUUUGCGGGACACCAGAAGUCAGGAUGGUGCCGGCGCGAAGAAAGGAGUGAUGUUCGACGGGGAGCCGAUGCAGACAGAGUCCAACGGAGAAGAUGACGAGGAUGACGAUUCUGACUUUGAGCCUCCUCCACCCAGCAGAUUCAACAGGAGAGUGUCAGUGUGUGCGGAGGCGUUCAACCCAGACGAGGACGACGAGGACACCGAGCCCAGAGUGGUCCACCCCAAAACAGACGAACAGCGCUGCAGACUGCAGGAGGCCUGUAGAGACAUCCUACUGUUCAAGACACUAGACCAGGAGCAGUUCUCGGAGGUGCUGGACGCCAUGUUUGAGUUGAGGGUCCAACCCCAGGAGCACGUCAUCGACCAGGGCGACGAUGGAGACAACUUCUACGUCAUCGAGCGGGGUGUGUACGACAUCGUGGUAUCAGGAACAUGCGUGGGUCAGUACAACAAUAAGGGCAGCUUUGGAGAGCUGGCACUCAUGUACAACACACCACGAGCAGCCACCAUCAUCGCCACCCAGGAGGGGGCGCUAUGGGGACUGGAUCGCGCCACUUUUCGUAGACUCAUUGUGAAGAACAACGCCAAGAAAAGGAAGAUGUAUGAGACGUUCAUCGAGUCUGUUCCUCUGCUCAAAUCACUGGAGGCGACAGAAAGGAUGAAGAUCGUGGACGUAUUAGGAAUGAAACAGUUCACUGACACUGAACGCAUCAUCACACAGGGAGACAAGGCCGACUGCUUCUACAUCGUAGAAUCUGGAGAAGUCAAGAUUAUGAUGAAGAGUAAAACGAAGGCGGACCAUGCAGAUAAUGCAGAGGUGGAGCUAACGCGCUGUAGCAGAGGUCAGUACUUUGGAGAACUGGCUCUGGUCACCAACAAACCCAGAGCAGCCUCAGCCUACGCAGUGGGAGACGUCAAGUGUUUGGUAAUAGACGUGCAGGCGUUCGAGCGCCUCCUGGGCUCCUGUAAGGAGAUCAUGAAGAGGAACAUCGCCCACUAUGAGGAGCAGCUGGUGGCCCUGUUCGGCUCCAGUAUGGACCUGAGAGACUGAGCCUCCCACACCACCCUCUGUGCCUUCUACUACACACACACACACACACACACACACACACACACACACACACACAUCCUGUCUCCCAUCAUGCAGUGGUUUCACACACAUAAUAAGCUUUACACACAGAGCUCACAUUCACAUACAUGAACACACACUCUGACACAUAUGUAGACACUGCAUAUACCAGCACCACACACACACACACACACACACACACACACCUUGUUGCUUGAGCCAGCGUUGAACCUGUCAGUAUGAAUGUCUUUACUUCUGUCGCUGUAGGAGACGCACCUGAGGGUGUAUUUAAACUGCACAUAAAGGUGGAUUUUACUGUUUCAUCUAUAACUAGAAAAGCACUCGGAGAGCGCAGACCUCCGCCAAGGCAGAUCAGUCCCCCCCCCCCCCCCCCAGAUCACCACCAAAAUUUAAUCAUUUGUUCCUUGUACCAG
Sphaeramia orbicularis (orbiculate cardinalfish) is the source of this 1677-nucleotide messenger RNA. It is a transcript of the gene prkar2aa, whose product is annotated as protein kinase, cAMP-dependent, regulatory, type II, alpha A. Gene Ontology annotation, biological process: negative regulation of cAMP-dependent protein kinase activity. Gene Ontology annotation, cellular component: cytosol; cAMP-dependent protein kinase complex. The coding region runs from base 62 to 1225 and encodes 387 amino acids. NCBI's taxonomy places the organism in Eukaryota, Metazoa, Chordata, Actinopteri, Kurtiformes, Apogonidae. Gene Ontology annotation, molecular function: cAMP-dependent protein kinase inhibitor activity; protein kinase A catalytic subunit binding; cAMP binding. The transcript has 11 exons. The record is from RefSeq and is a predicted model, not a curated record.